CCGCUGGAUGUCAGGAUGCGCGUGGUUACCGUGGUCGUCCUGCUCUUCUUCUGUAAAGCCGCGGAACUGCGCAAGGCAAGCCCCAGAGGCCGAGCCAAUCAUGGCCGGGCCGGGGGCAGCCGGAGAGGCUCCAGCCCAGUCAAACGCUACGCACCGGGCCUCCCCUGCGAAGUCUACACGUAUCUCCACGAGAAAUACUUAGACUGUCAAGAGAGAAAACUAGUUUACGUGCUGCCCGACUGGCCUCAGGAUUUGCUGCACAUGCUGUUAGCGAGAAACAAGAUCCGCAUAUUGAAGAACAAGAUGUUUUCCAAGUUUAAAAGGCUGAAGAGCCUGGAUCUGCAACAGAACGAGAUCUCCAAAAUUGAGGGCGACGCUUUCUUUGGUUUAAAUAAACUGACUACUCUCCUCCUGCAGCACAACCAGAUCAAAGUCUUGACGGAGGAGGUGUUCAUUUACACGCCUCUCCUGAGCUACCUGCGUCUUUACGACAACCCCUGGCACUGUACUUGCGAGAUGGAAACGCUUAUUUCCAUGGUGCAGAUUCCAAGAAACCGGAAUCUGGGGAACUACGCCAAGUGCGAAAGCCCCCAAGAACUGAAAAACAAAAAACUGAGGCAGCUAAAACCUGAACAGUUAUGCAGCGAAGAAGAAAGCGAACGGUUAGACCCGAGACCCCAAGUGUCCGGGAGACCCCCAGUCAUCAAGCCUGAGGUGGAUUCUUCUCUUUGCUACAAUUACGUGUUUCCCAUCCAAACGCUGGACUGCAAACGGAAAGAGCUGAAGAAAGUUCCAAACAACAUCCCUCCAGAUAUUGUUAAACUUGACUUGUCAUACAAUAAAAUCAACCAACUUCGACCCAAGGAGUUUGAAGAUGUUCAUGAGCUAAAAAAAUUAAACCUCAGCAGCAAUGGCAUUGAAUUCAUAGAUCCUGCCGCCUUUUUAGGACUCACACAUUUAGAAGAGUUAGAUUUAUCCAACAACAGUCUACAAAACUUUGACUAUGGAGUACUAGAAGACUUGUAUUUUCUGAAACUCUUAUGGCUCCGAGAUAAUCCUUGGAGAUGUGACUACAAUAUCCACUACCUCUACUACUGGUUAAAGCAUCACUACAAUGUCCACUACAACGGCCUGGAAUGCAAAACGCCUGAAGAGUACAAAGGGUGGUUUGUGGGGAAAUAUAUUCGCACUUACUUUGAAGAAUGCCCCAAAGACAAGUUACCAGCGUACCCUGAAACAUUUGACCAGGAUACGGAAGAGGACGAAUGGGAAAGAAUACAUAGGGAUCACGCAGCAAAGAAGCAAAGCGUGAGGAUCACUAUACUGGGAUAACUGAGAAAUUGUUCUACUUCCAGCAAGUUCUGUAUUUGCUCCUCCGGUGUCAGAAAACCACAUGUUUACAUUGGGAUGAACUUUGUUGCCUGUUGACGCCGGGUUAUCCAGCUAAGGGAAGGUUCCCUUUAUUAGUAGGAGUAUUAUUAUUGAGAGAAUUCUAGCACUCAAGGGAAUACUUUGAUCCUGCUUGCCUGCCUACCUGCAGACCAGCUUUUGGUGAUGAUUCUGCACCAGUAAACUGCAGGAGUUGGGUCCUAAUGAUGGCAUUGGAAUUUCAUAAUGUCCUGUAUAAAUGUUUUCACUGCUUUUUGAAAAUAAAAAAAAAAAAAAACUUG
This is a messenger RNA of Lontra canadensis (Northern American river otter), 1670 nucleotides long. It is a transcript of the gene LRRC17, whose product is annotated as leucine rich repeat containing 17. Lineage: Eukaryota; Metazoa; Chordata; Mammalia; Carnivora; Mustelidae. The transcript has 3 exons. Bases 16 to 1332 code for a protein of 438 amino acids. Gene Ontology annotation, molecular function: protein binding. The record is from RefSeq and is a predicted model, not a curated record.